Molecule: messenger RNA, 714 nt
Organism: Aspergillus terreus NIH2624
Lineage: Eukaryota; Fungi; Ascomycota; Eurotiomycetes; Eurotiales; Aspergillaceae
Product: kinetochore subunit FTA4 family protein
Exons: 4
Coding region: 1-714 (237 amino acids)
Cellular component (GO): Mis6-Sim4 complex
Source: RefSeq, a predicted model, not a curated record
AUGGACUCAACUCGCACCAUCUCAGAACUCAAGUCUUCUUUUCUGAGGGCGCAGGUGCGUAUUCUCUCCGAGAGUCUCGAAGCGCCCGAGGACUGGAGGAGUUAUGCCGCGGAGCCCACCGGCGAAGAGGACCUGAGUGACAAGGUGGUGGGGGAUGCUUUACAGAAAUUGAAUGCGUCCUUGAAGCAGCAUAACCGCAUUGUCUAUUCUUCUCAGGCGAUCCAGCAUGUCGCACAACAAAUCGCCAGCCUGUACUGGUCUUCGGUGAUCCAGGCAACACGCGAUCAGAAUUCCUUGGAGAGAGGGGUUCCCAAAUCCGUGGAUCUGUCUAGCCAUAUGAAUAUUGCCGAAUUGCCAGUGGAGCUAGCAGAUGAAUCUGCGAGUGACGAAGAACGCCGCAGAUACCAGAAAUUACGAGAACGACUGAUUGAACUGGACCAACGACGACAGCAACGGCUGCGACGUCUUGACCAACUGCAACGGCUGCAACGGCUCCUCGAACCAUUCCGGAACCCCUCGGACACUAUCCAGCCCAAUCUUGUCACCCGCGAUGGGGAGUUAGUGCAGGAGCUGGAGAAGAUGAGAAUGCUGGUUGCGCGUGUUGGUGGCCGUAUUCACCAGCGCAAGAGGGAUCACGAUUCCCAUGAGGAUCAGCCAUCAUACCCACUCCCGGGAUCGGAUGAGAAGCUCGAGGCGUUAUUUGACAUGGCUUAA